UCGGUUUAUAAUGCAUGACCUGAUCAAUGAUCUAGCUCAAGUGGUUGCAGGAGAAAUAUGCUUCAAACUGGAGGGUAACAAACAACUGAAAAAUUCAGAGGGCACUAGACAUUCAUCUUAUGUUCGCAGCUUGUAUGAUGGAGCGAAAAAGUUUGAAGCCUUUGGUCACAUGAAACGUUUACGAACCUUUCUACCAUUUAUGCUGCCAAAUGAUGGGGUUUGCCUUCUAACCAACACUGUCCUCGUUGAUUUAUUGCCCAAACUUCGAUGCUUAAGGGUUCUUUCUUUGAAAGGGUAUUACAUCACUGUGUUACCAAACUUUUUCGAAAAUUUGGUGCAUUUACGCUACCUAGAUUUCUCUUAUACUGCAAUCAAAAGUCUACCCGAUUCAAUAUGCGCCCUUUACAAUUUAGAAACCUUACCAUUGAGGAAGUGUUGGUUAGAAAAGUUACCCUCAGAAAUAGAACUCCUAUCCAACUUGAAUCAUCUUGAUAUCACUGGUACAAAGAUGAAAGGAAUGCCCUUUGGAAUUGGGUUGGAGAACAUUGCCAAUGCUCAAGAUGCAUGGGAAGCUAAGUUAAUCGACGAAUCUGGCCUUAAUGGAUUACAACUAAAGUGGAGUACUAAUUUUAGUAAUAAUACAAGGAAUAAAGCAGUUGAAGAAGAGGUGUUGAACAUGUUUGAACCUGACAGAGAUCUUAAACAGCUCGUCAUUGAGAAUUAUGGUGGUGCAAGAUUUCCGAAUUGGAUAGCAGAUCCUUCAUUACAAAACCUGUUGUCUUUGGAUCUCAACAACUGUCGAAAUUGCAAAUUACUGCCACCAAUUGGAAAACUGCCACUGCUAAAAGAUCUUUCUAUCAGGGGAAUGCAUGAAUUGAAUAAGGUUGGCAUUGAGUUCUCUGGAUAGAA
This is a messenger RNA of Durio zibethinus, 909 nucleotides long. Lineage: Eukaryota; Viridiplantae; Streptophyta; Magnoliopsida; Malvales; Malvaceae. The record is from RefSeq and is a predicted model, not a curated record.